Anopheles maculipalpis is the source of this 1035-nucleotide messenger RNA. Its product is annotated as probable chitinase 10. Gene Ontology annotation, molecular function: chitin binding. NCBI's taxonomy places the organism in Eukaryota, Metazoa, Arthropoda, Insecta, Diptera, Culicidae. The record is from RefSeq and is a predicted model, not a curated record. Gene Ontology annotation, cellular component: extracellular region. The transcript has 3 exons. The coding region runs from base 1 to 1035 and encodes 344 amino acids.
AUGCUGUUGCUGGUCCCGCUUCAACGAUACCUAUUAGCCCUUGGCCUGAUAGCCCUUAUUGGGCUCUUUGUCGGCUCUGCAUCGGCAAGAUUUAUUUCGGAUAAUAUUUGUCUAGCAAUGCCAAAUGGGCAGAAGUUGCCCGUUACCGACGACUGUGCUGCAUACAUCGUUUGCGAAUACAAUGUACAGAAAAUUCAACACUGCGCCUUCGGCACACUGUUUGACCCUUACGCGAUGGUUUGUAACUGGGCUGCGUUCGUCAAAUGUGGACAAACACCUUCGUUGCCUCCAUCGUCGAUUGUUGUUGCGCCCUCCUCUACCCCUCCUUCCAUUCCGACUGUUCAAACACCUUUCAGCACGACAUCCUUUAAACCGCCUAUAGCUUUCCCCAGUGCCAUUCCGACUGCUCCGACACCUCCACCAACAACAACAACAGGAUACCCCAACGUGCCUACUGCUCCCACUGCACCGCCAACAACACAACCACCGUACAUUCCCACUGCUCCUACGGCGGCACCAACAUCAAGAACGCCAGUGGUGGUGACUUCUGUUCCGACGAUUCGUCCAACCACUACACCGCGACCGAUGAUAACCACCGCCCCAACCUUCUAUCCACCCAUGAAUCCAUACCCAUUCUGCACACCGGAAGAGUUCAGCUUCAUCGCCCAUCCGUCUGCCUGCGAGAGUUACUAUAUUUGCGCCUACGGCAAGCUGAUCUUGCACAGCUGUGGUCAUGGCGUUUACUGGAACACGGCUACCAACCAAUGCGACUUCCCCGAAAACACCGACUGCACCAAUCUGCCGAAUCCAGCAGCACCGGAAACGUCGACGCCAUCCGCAGAAACAACGACGAUAUCAAGCACACCGGACUGUUAUGGCAGUGACAUUUUUUACCCAAACUACAACGACUGCAGCCAGUACUACAUCUGCAUUGGAUUGCAACCAAUCCUGAUGAGUUGCCCGACCAACUAUCUAUGGAACAGCAAAACCGCCCAGUGCGAUCUUCCCGCUAAAGCAGUUUGUGCGAAGAAAUAA